AUGUCGCAGACGAACUGGGAAGCUGAUAAAAUGUUGGAUGUCUACAUAUAUGACUACCUCGUGAAGAGAAAAUUGCAUGCUUCUGCCAAGGCAUUCCAAGCUGAAGGGAAAGUGUCUACUGAUCCUGUUGCUAUCGAUGCACCUGGUGGUUUUCUGUUUGAAUGGUGGUCUGUUUUCUGGGACAUCUUCAUUGCCAGGACAAAUGAAAAGCAUUCACCAACUGCUGCAUCUUACAUUGAGACACAAAUGGCCAAUGCUCGGGAAAGACAACAGCCCAAGACUCAGCAGCAGACUCAGUUGCAGCAACAACAGCAUAUGCAGAUGCAGCAGAUGCUAUUGCAAAGACAUGCACAGCAGCAGCAGCAGCAGCAACAACAUCAACAGCAGCAGCAACAACAACAACAACAACAACAACAACAACAACAACAACAACAACAACAACAACAACAACAACAACAGCAGCAGCAGCAGAGAAGAGAUGGCACUCAGAAUCCAAAUGCAGCUGCAAAUUCGUCACUUGCUGGUAAUGAUGUUCCAAGACAUGCAUCUCCAACUGCCAGUGCUAUGGCGACCAAAUUGUAUGAGGAUAAGCUGAAACAUCCACUUCAGAGAGAGUCCUUGGAGGAUGCAGCUAUGAAGCAAAGGUUGAGUGAUAAUAUGGGCCAGCUUAUGGACCCAAGUAAUUCUGCAUUGCUGAAAGCAGCUGGUUUAGGAGGCCAGCCCCAAAGUCAAACUAUGCACGGUUCAGCCGGAAGUUCGGGAAAUCCGCAACAUUCUCAGCAACGAAAUCAGCAACUACCUAUGUCCUCUCAGGACUUAAAGACUGAGAUGAACCAAAUGAUGAAUCCUAGGUCUUCCGGUGCAGAAGGAUCCUCGGGCGGAGUUCAUGGGCUGAAUCAAGGAGGAAGCAAUUUGACAUUGAAAGGAUGGCCCUUAACUGGGCUGGAUCAAUUUGGGCUUCUUCAGCAUCAAAGGUUGAUGCAAAAUCCCCAGCACCUCAACAAAGUUCAGUUACAACAACAACUGAUCUUUCAAGCACAGCAAAAUUUGUCAUCCCCAUCUAUUAAUGAUCUGGAACGAAGAAAAUUAAGAAUGCUUCUCGGUAACCAGAAUAUGGGUGUUCCUAAGGAAGGGCCAUUAAGUUCUGGUGACUUGCUUAGUAACAUUGGAUCACCGAUGCAAGUUGGUUCUCAUGGUAUGCCACGAGACACGGAUAUUCUACUCAAGUUACAGCAGCAACAGCUUCAAUGCAACAACCAACCACUGUACUCACAACUUCCACUUUCAAGUCAGCAGUCACAGAAUUCAAAUCCCUUGCUCCAGCAGCAGCAGGACAGAAUGAUUGGUUCAGGUAGCAUUGCAGCAGAUGGCAGCAUGUCAAACACCUUUCACGGAACGGAUCAGGUUUCUAAAAGAAAGAGAAAGCAGCCCGUGUCUUCUUCCGGACCUGCCAAUAGUUCAGGGACUGCAAACACCACUGGCCCGUCCCCAAGUUCUCCCUCUACACCUGGAGAUGCUAUGUCACUGCCUACUGCACCACAAAAUGCAAAUUCCUCAAAGUCUAUGCUUAUGUUUGGCUCUGAUGGUCUGGGUUCCCUUGCAGCAGCUACAAAUGAUUUGGCUGAUAUGGAUAGGAUUCUAGAUGACAGAACUCUGGAUGAUAAUGUCGAAUCUUUUUUCUCGCAUGAUGCUGAAGAUCCAAGGGACAGAGUCGGCCUGUCUACUGAUGUCACUAAAGGAUUCACAUUUUCGGAGAUCCAGGUUCUGCCAGCGAGCACUAGUAAAGUAGAAUGCUGUCACUUUUCAUCAGAUGGAAAGCUGCUUGCCACUGGUGGACAUGACAAAAAAGUAACACUUUGGGGCACAGAAUCUUUCACAAUAAAUUCUGCACUUGAAGAACAUUCACAGUGGAUUACUGAUGUCCGUUUCAGCCCAAGCAUGUCAAGACUUGCUACAUCUUCUGCUGACAAAACUGUUCGGGUUUGGGAUGCUGAUAAUCCGGGCUAUUCACUUCGGACCUUCACAGGGCAUUCUGCAAGUGUCAUGUCAGUUGAUUUCCACCCUACUAAAGAGGACCUUAUAUGCUCUUGUGAUAGUAAUAAUGAGAUGCGCUACUGGAGUAUCAAGAAUGGCAGUUGUGCCGGAGUCUUCAAGAAUGCUAUGAAGAUGAGAUUUCAACCUCGCCACGGGAGGCUCCUUGCAGCAAUGGCUGAAAAUUUUGUUUACAUACUGGAUGUCGAAACUCAAGUUUGCAGACUCAAAUUGCAGGGUCACAAAAGCCAAGUUAACUCUGUGUGUUGGGAUCCAUCCGGCGAGUGCCUUGCUUCUGUAAGUGAUGAUUUGGUCAGAGUCUGGAAAAUUGGCUCUGCCAGCAAAGGAGAUUGUAUUCACGAGCUAAACCGCUCAGGAAACAGGUUCAACACUUGCGCUUUUCACCCCACCUAUCCAUCUGUCAUGAUCAUCGGAUGUUACGAGACUCUCGAGUUGUGGAACAUGGCUGAGAACAAGACGAUGACUGUUCAAGCACACGAGAAAAAAGUUUCGGCCUUGGCGGUAUCUAGUGCCAACGGGUUGGUAGCUUCAGCCAGCCAUGACAUGGUUGUCAAGCUCUGGAAGUGA
This is a messenger RNA of Linum trigynum, 2619 nucleotides long. Lineage: Eukaryota; Viridiplantae; Streptophyta; Magnoliopsida; Malpighiales; Linaceae. The record is from the annotation of a GenBank genome assembly.